AACAUGUACACUGCAGUUGGGUGGUGUUAACAUGUCUGCAUCACUAUUAUAGUCUAUAAAACAUAUACUGUACUCUGCAGAUGGGUGAAGUACAUCUGGAUGAUGGAGUUUGCACAGACACAUGUAGGUCGUGGCAUUGAUGACUGCUCGGCCGACCUCCAGGUUCCUGUGUUCUUCGGCUUCCUGAUUGAGUGUGUCCUCACCUGUGCCUGCCGAAUCGUCUCCCGAGCUCUUGGUGAAAUUGAACCCAAGUUUGCCUCUGCUAUUGACUCCUUCUUUGCAACCUCCAUGGUGGUGCUGGCUUUCAACUACUCAGGCGGUUACUUCAAUCCAGUGCUGGCAACUGGCCUCAAGUGGAACUGCCGCGGCCACACCAACACUGAGCACAUCAUCGUGUACUGGGCUGGCUCAAUCCUGGGUGCCAUGCUGUCCAUCAAACUCUGGAAUCUGGCCACUGUUAAGAAUGUUCUCGUUGGUCCUUUCAAGCCCAAGGAAGACUAAAUAAAUCUGAAGGAAACAAAAAAGGAAGAAUGACUCGUACUCCUCAAGGGACAAUAUGUCACCACAAUACAUGUUCCAAGUAAACACAAAAACAUUACAGUGCAGUAUACAGUACAGUAUUAUAUUUACUAAACACACCUUGCAUCAUGAUGGGUUAGUGUGUGUGUGUGUGUGUGUGUGUGUGUGUGUGUGUGUGUGUGUGUGUGUGUGUGAAAGAAAUAAAGUCAGAUAAUGCUACACCUCCCCACCACAGCAUAGAGUGUUGGCACCAUUGUCAGAAUUAUGUACAGUAUGUAAGAAAUGAACUAACAUAAGGUGCUAUUAGUAUUUAAUAACACCUUGGUCCUUGUUAUCACGUUUUACUUGUAGUAUUGAUGCCCCCUCACCUCACACUGAAGGUGAUUAUGACUUAUAGCAGUGAAUACCAUAGGUAGUUGGAGGAUUGUAUGAAUUGUCAACCCAAAUAUUACAGGUAGCUACACUAUAUAGUAAAUUUUGAAGUCUAAUUAUGGUAAAAGUCUGCUUAUUUUGGAGGUAAGUUUAGUAUAUGAACUAAUUAGGUUGAUGAUAGGUCCUUCUGUUAUAUGAAACAUUGUUAAAUUUAAUAAGUGCAAAUAUAAAUAUAAUGAGUUAUUUAUAAGGUUUUCUAUGACACAUACAAACACUUUGUCUGAUUCUAAAAACAACAUAAACUAGAGUAUUUCCCUCCAAUACGAGAUUGUGUAUAACGGUCAGAAAUAUUAACUCCUGUACAGUAUAAAUAUAAAUUUUGUAUUAGGUUCAUAUAGUGAUAAUUAUUAAACAAAACUCUUACUUUGUACAGUAUAAGACAAGUGUACAAAACUUUACAAAUUAGCAGACAAUAGGUAUGUGAGAUAAUGUGUAUAGUACCCAAGAUGUCCAGCAAGGUGGUACAUCAAUGCAGCAAAAUUGUAGAUUUAUGAACACUUGUGCUCAUAGGAGGUACAUUUAGAAGAGUGCCACUUGAUAUAGAGGAUUUCCGCACAGUUUAGUGGAGUGCCGCACAGUUUAGAGGAGUGCUGCACAGUUUAGUGGAGUGCUGCACAGUUUAGAGGAGUGCCGCACAGUUUAGAGGAGUGCCGCAUAGUGUAGAGGAGUGCAUCCAAUUAUGUAUCCAAAAUGAUACAGUCACACAGAACUACAGGGUGUUACAUAUUAUUAAGACCAAACGAGGUAGGGUUAGUGUCAGUGAGGAUUAGGAUAUAAAUUAUUAAUUUAUUGUUUUGAAAAUUCUCUAUUUCCUAACCUUAGCUCUAGUCAACCCUUACCUUAACACCCUAUUGGUAUAUGGUAGGUGAAAAAUUUCCCUUAUUUCUAAUCCUAACUGAUCACUAACCCUACCAUAUUUGGGUCCAUUUAUAUGGAACUUCAUGUGUAAUGAGGCAUGUUGUCUCCAUGUGCUUGAUGCUAUACUGUUAUGAGUGCCUCCAUGUAUUAGAUGUUGGCCUGUAUUGACGACACAGUGCCACCGGGAAUGACAUUUGCACAAUAAGUUAAUGUACAGCGGAGGAUAUAAGUAUGUUGUAUGUAUUUUUCUCUUUCUCCUUUUUUCUGUGUGUAUGAUUGUAUGUCUCAAGUUUGUGUAUUUGUUAUGAGUUAAUACCUUGGGUAAAUUUCUGAAUCUUUAUACCCUAAUGUUUUCAACCCUUGCUCAAAUAUGCUGCAGUUAACACUUACGGUAUAUUGUACACUGGUGCCUUUCAUAUGUGAUUAUAAUUUGUUCAAUAAUUUAAAAUAUGAUAGUUUUCUAUUAUAUAUAUUUUGUUGUUAACAUUUUCAACAUGUUACCCACUAUUUAUGUUUACACAUUAUACAGUAUACUGUACUGUAUAGUAAUAUCACCAUUAGCCAGAACUCUCCAAUGCCUGGAAUUGAAAUUGGCUUGGAAUUUAUCCAGAAAAGGUCUCUCAAUUCGGGGUAUGUGAAGGAGAUUCCUAAUUUGAAAAUAAGGUGGAUUUUCUGAGAAAAUUCUGGAAAAUCUCUCCAAAUUUAUUUUAAUGUACUCGGAAAAAUUCUGGGGGAUGUAGGAUUUUUCUGGGUUUGAGAGAGUUGUUUCAUUAUGAAAUCUCUCGUCCCUGGAAGAACCCUUGGCUCAAUUAUCCAGGCUAACGGGGAUAUCACUAUACAGGCGCUCCUCUACUUACGAACGAGUUAUGUUCCUGAGGCUCGUUUGUAAGUCCAACUUUACUCAUGUAGAUACCAAACAUAUUGUAAAAAAUGAAAAGAUUAUGGAUAUUUAGUACAGCUAUACCCUUUAAUAAAGCCUUAAAACCUGGCUCACUAUUCUCCUCUUAGGUAAUGUUUGUUCUAUCUGGAAUUUUCUUCAAAAUAAUCCAUUUUCAUUGACAUUAAACACCCGUUCUGGCAGGUAACCCCCCUCAGUGAUGAUGUUUGUAUCUCUGGAAGUUUGUAAGUUGAACGUUCUUAAGUAGAGGAGCACCUGUACUGUAUUGAUAUAAAAACAAGCUCCCCAAAAAAUGUUGUUAAAUUUUAUUGAGAAUAUUAAAAUGUAUAGAUACAAA
Molecule: messenger RNA, 3044 nt
Organism: Homarus americanus (American lobster)
Lineage: Eukaryota; Metazoa; Arthropoda; Malacostraca; Decapoda; Nephropidae
Product: aquaporin-11-like
Exons: 2
Coding region: 100-501 (133 amino acids)
Cellular component (GO): cytoplasm
Molecular function (GO): channel activity
Source: RefSeq, a predicted model, not a curated record